CAUGCUCAGUGCGCUCAGUCACCUGGGAACCUGUUGCUCAGCUGCGGCUGCUCUGUGGUGAGAGGAGAGGAGGACGCCUGUGGUAGAUUUAAAAGGAUGCCUUUCAGUCUUUAUCCUUCAUCGUUAUGGACAUAAACGACGCGCUACAGACCUGCCACUACAGAACCAGACUGUAACCAAGCCGGAUGAAAACACUACUACAACAAGUGGACGCCAAAAGUCGCUUUGUGUGUCAUCUCAGUCGGUUUAACCAAGAAGGGCAGUUCACACACUUGGGCUGUGUGCCUGUCAGCAGGUAGACACGGGAUGAUGCUCUGGGUGUGUAAGAACAGAUAAUAACCCUCACAGGACCAUCACCACGGAGACAGGUACUCCAGAGGGUUGCCUGCAGUGUUGCCGAUAAAAAAUCUCUCAGGUGUCUGAUUUGUAACACCUCAGGCAAUGGGCAAAUGCUGCAAAUGCAACGGGAGACUGCUGUGCAUGUGCCUGCUCCCUUGCAUGAUGACCGGCCACCUCCUGAUUUACAUCAUGGUGUCCAUAUUCGUCACCAUCUCCUACGCUCCCCCGAAGAUAACCAUCCACUACAUCGCCUCUGGGAUUUCUGCAAACUCCUCCACGUCGGCCUCUCACCCGCUCGGCCCUUUCUGGAACCUCCGUUUAGAGGAUAGCGCCCUGUGGAACCGGCUGCAGCACGCUUGGGAUCGUCAGCACAACCCGGUGCUGCGAGGAAACGCGACCGGGUUCGCGAGGAAGCCGAAAACUGAGUUUUUAACCGAAAUCGAAGACGGAUGCCUUUCUGACUGCGUGUCGCACAAGUGUUCGGUCCCUCGGAUGGAUGAUUUAAACAGCUUGCCAGAACAAAUGAGGGCAUUUGUACGGUCGAUGCACUGCAGGGAGUACCCGCUCCUUAUCAACCAACCUGGUAUGUGCAGGAGGAACGAUAGUAGCUUUCGUCUGGAUUCUCCAAUGCUCCUCAUGGCUGUCAAAUCCCAAGUGGGGAACUUUGAAAACAGGCAGGCCAUCCGUGAAACGUGGGGGCGCAGUGGUCUGGUGAGGGGGGAAUCCAACAAGAAGGGUGGAUUAGUGCGCACUGUGUUUCUGCUCGGAAGGCAGGACUCGAGCACAGGUCCUCACCCAGACCUCAAAAACCUCCUGGAGCUUGAGAACCAGAAAUACGGGGACAUCCUGCAGUGGGAUUUCCGAGACACUUUCUUCAACUUGACCCUAAAAGACUUGCUAUUCUGGCGUUGGCUCCGGCAAUACUGCCCCACCGCCAUCUUCGUGUUCAAAGGGGAUGACGAUGUCUUUGUUCGAACGGGCGCUCUCCUGGAUUACCUGCACAAGCAGUGGGAGGAGCACAACCUGUGGAAGGCCUAUACGAAUGAAACUGACCUGGAUUUGUUCGUGGGGGAUGUGAUCUAUAACGCAAUGCCGAACCGCGAGCCGUCCACUAAAUACUACAUACCAGAACGUUUCUACAAAGGCGCGUACCCGCCGUACGCCGGCGGAGGAGGGGUGGUGUACUCUGGCUCGCUUGCAUUACGAUUGAAAGAGGUGUCCGAGAGGGUGCGCCUCUUCCCAAUAGACGAUGUGUAUCUGGGCAUGUGCAUGCACAGACUCGGGCUCUCGCCAAGCAAACACCCGGGUUUUUUAACGUUUGAUCUCCCGGAGACGGACAGGGGAAAUCCCUGCGCUUACAGAUCUGUUCUGCUCGUUCACAGACGGAGUCCCAAGGAGAUGCUGACACUGUGGGGGCAGCUCCAGGGCCUGCCAGGUCAAUGCUGAGGCUCAUUUGACUGCCAAAUAGGAUUCCUCGAGUACAGGAUGAAUGCUGUCACCACACUCAUUUAUAAAACUUACACACUGUGACUGCGUCUUCAUGUCAAGCAUGCAAUGUACCUUUCCUCCGAAGAGUUACGUAACAACACUGAGGAGGAGACUGAUCUACCUCAAAGGGUACUUUUAUUAUGAGGGCAUUACACAAUAAGGGUGCGUACAUGCUACCUUUUAAAAUCAAUACAGGUAUGUAUUUGUAUCCUUUCAACUUAAAAAGUUUUAUUUUACUACCUAAUAAAGAAAAUAUAAUACCUUU
Sebastes umbrosus (honeycomb rockfish) is the source of this 2092-nucleotide messenger RNA. RefSeq names its product N-acetyllactosaminide beta-1,3-N-acetylglucosaminyltransferase 2. NCBI's taxonomy places the organism in Eukaryota, Metazoa, Chordata, Actinopteri, Perciformes, Sebastidae. Gene Ontology annotation, cellular component: membrane. Bases 442 to 1785 code for a protein of 447 amino acids. The record is from RefSeq and is a predicted model, not a curated record. Gene Ontology annotation, molecular function: hexosyltransferase activity. The transcript has 3 exons.